This is a messenger RNA of Echinococcus granulosus, 210 nucleotides long. RefSeq lists its product as hypothetical. The record is from RefSeq and is a predicted model, not a curated record. The coding region runs from base 1 to 210 and encodes 69 amino acids. The transcript has a single exon. Lineage: Eukaryota; Metazoa; Platyhelminthes; Cestoda; Cyclophyllidea; Taeniidae.
AUGGAUGUUGGCAGGAAGUUGGUUGGACAGAAUUUAGUGAUAGGCACAAGACACACGUCUGUUUUUGAGGCAUUAAGUGAGGGACACAUGGUUGCUAAAAGGUGGCGAAUGUAUGGAAGGAGCAGUAAAUGCGAUGCUGGAAGACUCUCAAUUUGCAAGUCACCAGACAUUUUCAAAACCGUCCUCCAAACUGAUGAUAACAGUGAUUAG